This is a messenger RNA of Macrobrachium nipponense, 3358 nucleotides long. Its product is annotated as glucose dehydrogenase [FAD, quinone]-like. The coding region runs from base 94 to 1965 and encodes 623 amino acids. The record is from RefSeq and is a predicted model, not a curated record. Gene Ontology annotation, molecular function: oxidoreductase activity, acting on CH-OH group of donors; flavin adenine dinucleotide binding. NCBI's taxonomy places the organism in Eukaryota, Metazoa, Arthropoda, Malacostraca, Decapoda, Palaemonidae. The transcript has 13 exons.
ACUUUCAUCAAGUUCAAGAGAAUAAAACUUCCUCCGACGGGAAACUCCUCAGGAGCGUAUCUGAAGUAUAGGACCUCGGAAGAUAUCCUGUAGAUGCUUCACCCAUCGGCCCUCAGGGACGCCUUCCGCGUGAUACCCGUCGCCCUGCUGAGGAUCCUCUUCAGCGCAGUCCUGCACGACAUAGGGCGCCAUGAUUACGACGCCUCCGCCAUCUUGACGCAGAGUUACGACUUCAUCAUAAUUGGAGGUGGAUCUGGCGGCGGAGUGUUAGCAAACCGUCUCUCGGAGGUCCCCGGAUGGCGAAUACUCCUGCUGGAGGCCGGGGGCGAGCCCCCUCAGGAGAGCAACGUCCCUGCAUUGAUCUUUGCCGGUCCUAGGGGCGUCGCCGAUUGGAAGUACUCCACAGUUCGGCAGAGGCACGGCCUUCAUGCAUACAAGGAUAAUGCGAUCGCCUACCCGCUAGGGCGCGUCCUCGGAGGAACCUCCACCUUGAACUGGAUGUUCUACGUGAGGGGGAACAGGAGAGAUUACGACUACUGGGAGAGCCUCGGUAAUCCCGGCUGGGGUUACGAAUCAGUCUUGCCCUAUUUCAUGAAGGCGGAGGACUACAGAGGGACCAGGAACAAGAAUACGCUUGCCUACCACGGCAAGGGCGGUCCUCUGUCUGUAGAAGACAAGAGGUGGGCGACGCCUCUGCUGAGCGGCUUCAUCAAGGCGACUAAACAACUCGGUUAUGACGUCAUCGACCCCAACGGACCCGACCAAAUAGGUUUCAGCGUGAUAGACUACUCGACGAGAGAUGGCCUGAGAGGGUCCACAGCAGUCUCCUACAUCCGACCAGCCUCUAAGAGACCCAAUCUUCACGUGGCUUUCUUUGCGCGAGCUACGAAAAUUCUUUUCAAAAACAACAGGGCAGUUGGAGUUCGCUUCGAGCAGAAGGGAGUGGAGCGCACAGUUUUCGCUACGCGAGAAGUGAUACUGUCAGGGGGGGCUGUGGGGUCCCCACACUUGCUCCUUUUGUCAGGAGUAGGGCCAGCUGAGCACCUUCGCCAGCACCAGAUUCCAGUAGUGAAAGACCUUCCAGGCGUCGGUCAGAACUUCCACGACCACGUGGCCGUCUUCGGCCUGUCGUGGACCACCGAAAAAAGGGGCGUUUCCUCGACGCUCGAGAGUCUCGUCAAACCCGAAUCGAUCAGAGAUUUUGCCAAGAAUAGACAAGGACCUCUCACGAAUCCAUUCUCCAUGGAAGGCAACUUUUGGCCCAAGUCGGAGGAAGGUGAUCCUGACUGGCCAGAGUCGCAGAUCCUGUUCACCUCAGGAAGUCCUGGCAUGAACUACGGGUUCCUAUUGGCGGAUCUGAUUGGCUACAGAGAUGGCUUUUACGAGAAGUAUUUCGGGGAUCUCAGGCACAAGGACGGCUUCGCCCUAGGACCCUACGUCAGUCGUCCCAGGAGCCGUGGGUCCGUGUCCUUGGCCUCUAGUGACCCCAACGUUCCUCCUCUCAUUGACCCUAACUACCUCGCUGACCCUUACGACAUGAGAAUCCUCAUCAGAGGCAUCCAGAAAUGCAUGGAAAUUUCCAACACCCCUGCCCUGAGAGACGACUUCGGUGCAAGGUUUAACGACAAGGUUGUCCCUGGAUGCGAACACUUUGUUUUCAUGUCCUAUGCCUACUGGGAGUGCUUCGUGAGGCAGCUGGCUGCCACGGCCUUCCACCCAGUAGGGUCUUGCAAAAUGGCACCUCCCACGGAUCCCAUGGGCGUCGUGGAUCAUCGACUCAGAGUUCACGGGCUCUCUGGACUCAGAGUCAUUGACGCCUCGAUAAUGCCCCAAGUCAUCACCGGGAACACCAACGCUCCGACCAUCAUGAUCGGGGAACGCGGAGCGGAUUUCAUCAAGGAAGAGUGGGGCGUUGGGGGAACGUUCUCUCAGCAGAGUUUGAAUUCGCUGUUCCCGUUCUCUUAGAAAAGCUGGCGAAGAAGAUCCUGCUUUAGGUAGGAUUUGACGCUUAGUAGUUGUCAACAAGCGUUUGUUCGUGUGUAUGGUUGUAUGUAUAUUUACUAAUGUACGUACGUAUAGAAGGCACGAUCAUGCCAUAGGCCUGUGUGCUACAUAAGUAUACGGCACAAUAACUAGCUACGAGUAUAGUACGAUCAUACCAUAGUCCUAUGUGCCCAAGUUCUGUUCGAAAACAUUGUAGCAUGAAUGAAACGCAGUUUUGUAUAUAGUUAUGUAAAUACUGAUGAUCAUACACCCAUGAAGUUUUGUUUGCGAAUAGAAUUCUAAUUUAUGUCGUUGCUAAACGGAAACCAUAGAAAUGGGAUGUUUCGUUGUCCCUUUGUCCAAGUUUCUUACCUCAGAGUCUAGUGAAGAUUUUGUCGCUAGUUUUAAUUAUUAUUUUCCUUUCAAGAUUUCCAUAAAUGAAAAGUUCAGUCAUCAUUACUUAUUUCUUCAUCCUGAGCCUAAAUUCUCUCUCUCUCUCUCUCUCUCUCUCUCUCUCUCUCUCUCUCUCUCUCUCUCUCUCUCUCUCUCUCAAGGGAACUGUACUAUAUCUAUGGAAAAUGUAGAGCUAAGCAGGUGAAUAGGCUGAGUUUUGAGGGAAGAAAUAUUCUCUCUCUCUCUCUCUCUCUCUCUCUCUCUCUCUCUCUCUCUCAACACGCCACUGGAUGAAUAUUUUGAGUAAGAUUUUGAACCGUUAGAUCUACUAAGAAUCACUAUAGCAGAUAUUUCAAGACCAAAAGAAUGAAGAGGCUAUGACAAGUCUGAUUUUUGUGCUGUCGAAUAGAAUUAUGUAAAAUGAACAUUGUAACAUCAGCUGAUGCAUCUGUUGGUUGUAUAUUCGCCACCUUGUCAUUUCAGAUCUUGGAAGAAUACACAUUUGAAAGAUGACUGCUCUUUAAUACGAGUUUUCAGAGUAUUUCUGAUAACCCUAAUUAUCUGGGAGCAGCUGUUGAUUUUGAGGUUAUCAGCGUUUCGUAUUGUUUGAGGUUACCUCAAAUUCAGAAGACUUCAGGUUAUAUUGAGGUUCAAAGUAUCACCUUUGUCGACAUUUUCAGAAUUUCUCAAAAUAUUGCAGGUGAUUUCAAGUUCUCAAGAAAGCAAAUAGUUUGAAACAUCAUAGGAGAACUACAGGUGAUUUAAAUCUUCCAAACUUUACCUCAGCACUACAUAUGAUUUAAUAUAUGAUUUAAUAUCCAGUUUUGAACAAACCCGAGGUAGAUUGGAACUAUCAGUGACUACAGAUGGUCUGGAACAUCUGGAAAGAAAAGAUGGUUUGGAACUGGUAACAGGGAAGAGAAGACAGCUUCGAAGGAUCACAGGCGAUUCAUUAGUUUCCAAAAUUCUCAGAGAAUUGUUU